This is a messenger RNA of Corticium candelabrum, 1479 nucleotides long. RefSeq names its product zinc finger protein 862-like. NCBI's taxonomy places the organism in Eukaryota, Metazoa, Porifera, Homoscleromorpha, Homosclerophorida, Plakinidae. The record is from RefSeq and is a predicted model, not a curated record. Bases 250 to 882 code for a protein of 210 amino acids. The transcript has a single exon.
UACUACAUUUGAAAAGUAGACGGCACUUACUGUGUCGCGACUCUUGUCUGAAGGUCAAUGUGGCUGAAACUUCUGCUGUAGCAAAAGGAUUCCAGAAACAGAGUAAACAAUCUGAAGAAAGAGAAGCACAUGAACUUGCAGUGAAGAUCAAUAUCGCAUAUUUUAUAGUGAAAGAAGAGCUCAGUUUUACCAAGAUGAAACCUUCGAUGCGUCUGCAAAAAAAGAAUGGCCUAGACGUGACCCCCACAUAUGCAUAACAAUGAUACUAGAUGUGCUGAGCUCAUUUCAGUAAUAGCUGCAUAUCUACAGCAUUUGGCUCUGAUUGACAUGCAAAGAUGCCGGUAUUUGUCAUUGAUGAUUGAUGGUGCAACUGACCAAUCUGUCGCUGAGAAGGAGACCAUCUAUAUUAGACUACUUAAUCAGGGCAAGCCUAAGAACCACAUGAUGUCAAUUGCUGCAGUUAACCAUGGCCAUUCUGAUGGUUUGUUAGUGUGCCUUGAGACCUUAUUCAAGGAUUUUGGGUUACCUGAUUGGAAGCAGAAGGUAGUUGGAUUCUGUGCGGAUGGUGCUUCAGUCAAUCUAGGCCAACGAAAUGGUGUAGCGGCAAAGCUCAGAAAUGAUAUUGCACAGUUGAUUGAUGUGCAUUGCAUGGCACACAGGCUUGAACUGUUGGUCUUUCAAGUCCAAAAGAAAGUCGUUAUGGUUGACAGAGUUAGUGACAUACUUCAUCAAACAUGGAAGACGUAUCAUUUCAGUUCGAAGAGUAAGCGGGAGCUCAAAGCGAUUUGUGAGAAGUUGGAAACAAGGCUUGAGAAUCCAGCACCUGUCAAGGGAUUCAGAUGGAUUUCACAUCUUUGUCAAGCCCUAGGCCCCUUUAAUUGAAGCAGCUGCUCUGACCUUGUGCGUGGCUUUGAACAAUACUGUACUCAGCAGUUGCUAUGCUUAUGUAAAGCUUGGCUGAGAGCAGCAGGAACAUUGACGUGGCAGCUAGAGGUCAAGAAGUAGCAAGAAUGAUGAAGAACAUUGAUUUUGCUGUGUUUUCUUAUUUCUUAGCAAAUUUAUUAAAGUAGUGGAAAACUUAAGCCUCAAGCUUCAGAAGGAUGACCUCAUUUUACCCAUCGCUAUAAAUGCCAUUGAAGAAUGUUGUAUAGCAUAGAGGUCAUAAAAUCAGAGCCACUGCUCGAUGCUAGAGAAAAUGAUCAACGAAUGCUUGCUAAAGCAAGGAGCUGCUUACACUCUGAAAUUCCAAGGUCUAGACAUGAUUGGAGACGCAAAUACUGUUCUGAAACGACUAGACAAUGUCAUCAAUGAUGUCUUGGUCAUAGCUGAGGCAGAAAUACACAAGCGCUUUGACAACCUUCUCGGCGCAAACAAAAUGGACGACGCCCAGGCAGCAGUAAAUGCAUUUUCCAUACUCCAUCACGACCAGUAGCCACACAAUGGCAAGUCCGCGCCACGCUUCUGUUGCAUGGAAAUUCU